Messenger RNA from Gadus macrocephalus (Pacific cod), 2051 nucleotides. RefSeq names its product 5'-nucleotidase, cytosolic IAa (gene nt5c1aa). The transcript has 7 exons. Gene Ontology annotation, cellular component: cytosol; cytoplasm. The record is from RefSeq and is a predicted model, not a curated record. NCBI's taxonomy places the organism in Eukaryota, Metazoa, Chordata, Actinopteri, Gadiformes, Gadidae. Gene Ontology annotation, biological process: nucleotide metabolic process; adenosine metabolic process. Gene Ontology annotation, molecular function: 5'-nucleotidase activity; nucleotide binding; magnesium ion binding. Bases 1 to 1134 code for a protein of 377 amino acids.
AUGGGUCAUUCCCACCAGAAGUCCCCUUGGCAAAGCAGCACCCAAAGGCCAAGGCUGGGGGCAGACGGAUUUUCAGUUCACAGCUCAAUAAUAAUACUUGAUAAUAAUGAUCAUUUAAAUCCUUACAACUGUCUGUUUGCUAAGGUGACGGAUAGACCAGCCCGGAAAGUGGAAGGAGGCAUAUUCUUCCCCAAGCCGGAGAACGCGGUGACGGUGGCCGUCUCCUCGCGGGUCCUGUUCCGCACCGAGCGCGAGCAGCAGGUCUUUGACGAGCAGGGCAUCGAGGAGUACCUGCGCUUCCAGGUGGAGCACGAGAACGAACACUUCCCCACGGGCCCCGCCUUCCCCUUCGUCAAGGCUUUGGAGGCGGUGAACGUGCGCCUGCGGGAGCUGUACCCUCAGAGCGAGGAGCUGUUCGACAUCGUUCUGGUCACGUACAACCACGCCCACGUGGGGGUCCGCCUUAUUAACACCAUCAACCACCACAACCUGUUUAUUGAGAGGUUCUGCAUGACCGGAGGAACCAGUCCUAUUGGCUACCUGAAGGCAUUCCACACCAACCUUUACCUAUCAGCAGACGCUGACAAGGUCAGAGAGGCCCUGGCUGAAGGCAUCGCGGCGGCCACCAUGUUCAUGUCGGAGAAGCUGUCGGCGGUGUCGCAGACGCAGCUGAGGGUGGCCUUCGACGGGGACGCCGUGCUCUUCUCCGAUGAGUCGGAGCGCAUCUUCAAGGCGCACGGCCUCGACAAGUUCUUCGAGCACGAGCGGGAAAACGAGGACAGGCUGCUAGAUCACGGCCCUCUGAAGGGCUUCCUGGAGGCCCUAGGGAAGCUCCAGAAGAAGUUCUACGCCAAGGGCCACCGCAUGGACUGCCCCAUCCGGACCUACCUGGUGACGGCCCGCAGCGCCGCCAGCUCCGGCAUCCGGGCCCUCAAGACCCUGCGGGCCUGGGGCCUGGAGAUCGACGAGGCCCUGUUCCUGGCCGGGGCCCCCAAGGGCCCCAUGCUGGAGAAGAUCCGUCCCCACAUCUACUUCGACGACCAGAUGUUCCACGUGGAGGGCGCGGCGGAGAUGGGCACCAUCGCCGCCCACGUGCCCUACGGCAUCGCACAGAAGUACCCCAGGAAACAGUGAGGCCGUGCUGUUGGGGACACGCUUUUUGGAGGCUGAUGACGCUGUGCACAAACAGCCUGAGUGUGUUCUGAAGGGACACCAGGGAAGAGUAUAAGGGAAAGAGAAUAAAAAAGAAUUAUUUAGACGACAAAAAUACAAAUCAAUGAGUUCUUUGCAUGCAAGAUCUCCUCAUGGGCCGUGUUGGUUUGCAUGAAUGCAGUGCGUCUUGUGACCUUGUACUGUUACAGAAGUGUUAUGACACCCUGUCAUUAUCGUAUUUUGAUCUUGAGCUUCCAGCCUCUCGCUUUUUGGAUCAAGGCUGAAACCUUUCGAUGGGAUUUCUGCUGACUCAGGCUCAGAACUAAGACUGACCUCCAGGUCGUAUAGGGGUAACCCUUCCUGCCUUGUGAAUGGUGUGGUGCGAUGAGAUGUGGUAGGUUGUCAAUGUUACCUUUAGCGCUCUACAUUUCAAGUUUGAAAGAAAAUCACAGAUAUCUUACUUAACACAAGGAAUAGUUAUUUAAAAUUCCUAUUAUUUCUGUUUUCUUCAACUUUUUGUUUCUCCAUAUUAUUAGGAUAUGGGGCAGGAGCCCACUGUAGAAAAGAUUUCAAGUGUAUAAAAAACCUUGUAUGUGUAAAACAUGUGACAUGCAUUAAUACAAUGAUUGUAAAUGUGUUUCAUACUUCUAAUAUAGCCAACUUGUUUCAUCAAGCCUCAAUGAAUGCUGUAGCUCAGAGCAAGAUAUAAAAGCCAUAGGUUUAGAUGCCAGCUGAAUGCCUUAGUUGGAGGCUAUUUAUAUUUGAACUAAAUGAAGAAAAUUGUUAAAAAAAUAAACAUAAUAAUAAUAAUAAAUACAAAAAGGGUUUAAUAUUUAACAAAAUGCAUUAUAUUGCUGCCGUAUUUUCAAUAAAAGGGUGGCUAUAAAUGCAAUGCUCUA